AUGCCUCCAUCUGCCAGCACGCGCUUUCGUUCAGCAACUGCUGCUGUACAGGGCCGCACAGUAGGGUCCAAACGGAGACAGUCGCAAGUGGCAACUCCUUCCAUCACCACCUUGGUGCCCGAUGUCCUGCAAAGUGCAGGACCCCGGAUGACGGUGGCGGCCAAGCGAAAUAUCUUCAUGCAUGCGAGGUCUUACUUGCAGGGUCAAAGCCAUAUGAAGGAUAUCCACCAAAGGAAAUUGUUGGUUCAAUCCGUUGUGGAAGGGACGCGCCUCCACCAAAAACAGGGCGACACGGUGACAACCUUACAGGAAAACGUGGCAGAACAGCAGGAGCGCAGGAAAGCUGAAGAAAAAGAGUUGGAAGCGCAGCGACUGCUCGAAGAAGCGGCAAAGGAAGAGGUCGUUGAGGUCCUUGAGGUGGAGUAUCACGCGGCCAACAGCACGUUGACAUCCGUGGGAUUCCUGCACAGCCAGGUUGCCAAGUUGGAAACCCUGGCCAAGAGCUACAAGGACGAAUCUCUGAUCGCGACAGCGGUGUCGUCCGCACAGAACUGCGUAAGUUUGUUGAUGACCUUGAAGUCUAAAAUUAGCGAUGACGAGGACAUGUUGCAGUACAUUCGAGAAGCUCGUUUUUCGGCUGACGAGUUGUCAGUCUCUUUGCUCCAUGACCUGCAAGGCGAAAUUGCAAAGAUGAGAGAAGCCCUCCAGUCUGCCAAGGAAACUGCGCGCGCGGAAAGUGUCGAAAGUGAGCAACAGAAAGACGUGUUGCAAAUGGUGGGCUCCAUCUAUGAGGACAUGUUGAAGCUUCAAGUCUCGGCUUUCGGCACCGCUUCGGGCCCUCUGGGAAGGGAAUCUGAAGAGGUUGAGGCAGCUGAGACGGAGGUGCCAACUGAGCAGGCCGUGCCCCAGGAUGCGGCGCCUGCCGAGGACGCCGAGGAUGCCACGGCAAGUGCCGCGGAGGCGUCCGAGACGCUGGAGACGUUGGAGGCUGUGUCGGCAACGGCGGAGGGCCCUGCUGAAGAGGAAGGGGCACCAGAGCAAGACACAUCGGAAUGCGGUGGCGACGCAGGCACCAGCACAGUGUCAACGGCCUUGCCAGCGCUCGGCGCCUUUGCGAUGCAGGAGGACGCACAACCGGACGACCCACAGCUGGAGGACCCUCAGCCGGAGGACCCGCAGCUGGAGGACCUGCAUCCGGAGGCGGAACGGAGUGAGUUGCCACAGUUGGCUGGGAGCCACACUGCCGAUGCUGGGAAGCGGCCCAGUCAAGCAAGUGAAGGGGUUAAAGUGGCCGACGCCCCUGUCCCGCUGCCGAAGAUCGGCAGCACGGAGGUGGUUGACUCGGCACUUGCCACAGCAGAACCGCAGACGCCACGCGAUGCCACCAUGCUUCCGUGUGCGGCAGCGCCGCCAGCAACUGUCCCAGAGGGAGCGGUCCCAGAGGGGGCAGCGGCAGUUAGGAAGGCGAGGAAGAAGAGGCUGAUCAUGGCACCAAAGGUUCGGCUUCCUCCCUUGGCAGCGCUAAAUCGCAAGAACACAGGUGACCUUGACUGGAACAUGGAGCACUUGAACGAGGCCGAGAUGAAGUUGCUGACUUCCGUGUUGGCUGAGGAUGGCGUUCAUCAUUCUCAGAGCGUGGUGGUCAGUCCCAAGAAAGAGCGUUUGUGGAAGGAGGUGUGGGGCCUGGAGGACGCUCGACACACUCGCUUCACCAGCGCCCCGGCUCCACCUUUUCCAGUGUGUCCACCGGUGCCAGAAGUGCUGGAGGAAGCGCCUGAGUCUACCGUUGAAGCCACGGUUGAAGCUGUGGUGAAGCCACGAAAGGUGCGGACGCUGACAGACUUGUGGGAUUGGUCCGACUGGUCCUGGGAUCUUCGUUACGGCUCCUGCAAGAAG
Molecule: messenger RNA, 1896 nt
Organism: Cladocopium goreaui
Lineage: Eukaryota; Dinophyceae; Suessiales; Symbiodiniaceae
Source: the annotation of a GenBank genome assembly